Pseudoliparis swirei is the source of this 2476-nucleotide messenger RNA. RefSeq names its product major facilitator superfamily domain containing 4Aa (gene slc60a1a). Lineage: Eukaryota; Metazoa; Chordata; Actinopteri; Perciformes; Liparidae. The record is from RefSeq and is a predicted model, not a curated record. Bases 140 to 1633 code for a protein of 497 amino acids. Gene Ontology annotation, biological process: transmembrane transport. The transcript has 10 exons.
GUUUGUGGCUCUCGCUAAACUUUCUGUCUUCGUUGGCAGCAGUCUUUUGUGGGGCAGCUUCUACUAUAACUCCGCAGUGUACGUGAGCAGCUGGCAGCCGUUCGGGAGCCCGAGCUCAUCUGGAAAAAAAAGAAGCGACAUGCUGGACGAGCGGAUCGUGUCGCUGUUUAAGCGCCACUGGCGGCAAACUAUCACAUACUGGAGCGCGUUCUUCAGCUUCGGCCUGUGCAUCGCCCUCCUGGGACCCACCGUCCUGGACCUGAGGUGUCAGACCCAGUCCACGCUGCAGCAGAUCACGUGGGUCUUCUUCUCCCAGCAGUUCUUCCUGCUGAUGGGCAGCGGCCUCGGGGGGCUCUUCAGGAAGACACUCCAGUACUCACUGCUCGCCCUCUUCUCCUGCACUCUCGUCAUCUCGCUGGUGUUUGCCGUCAUACCGCUGUGUAACCAUGUGUUGCUGCUGUCUGUCGCCAUGGCGAUUGCCGGAUUAGCCAUGGGGGUGAUCGACACCAUUGCCAACCUCCAGCUGGUGAAGCUGUACCAGAAGGACUCCGCCAUCUUCCUGCAGGUCUUGCAUUUCUUCAUGGGCCUGGGAGCUCUGGUCAGCCCCUUGGUGGCCGAUCCUUUUCUGGCAGAGGACGUCUGUGUCCAGGGUGCCAACUGGACCGCCAACGCGUCCGCUCCCGUCGACCUACUGCACCUCCGCAGCAGCCUGGCCGGGCAAGGAGCGGAGAUCGGCAACAUCUCCCAUUAUCCUAUGCACACCGAGGGUGUGGUCGUCACCCGGGUGUCUUAUGCUUUCUGGAUCAUGGCUCUUAUCAAUCUCCCAGUGCCAGCAGCAGUACUCACUUUGAUCUACCACGAGAGACUGCUGCCUUGCUCCGGCAACAGUCCACGUCUGAUCCACAGAGACUCUCUGUCCAGCACCAGCCCCACCGGUGACAGUGUUCAUGGUCAUCGGAGAUGUGUUCGUUGCUGCGACCCUGCCAAAUUCCGGGACCGCCCUGCUUCUUUCCUCUUAAUCCACGCACUGGGUGGGGCAAUCCUCUUCGUCACUGAAGGAAUUAUAGGCGCCUAUUCUGGAUUUGUCUACACCUAUGCAGUUUCCCCUCCUCUGCGGAUGGCUCAUAAGACAGCUGGCUAUCUUGACAGUACAUUCUGGGCCUCCAUUACAGUAGGAAGACUGGCUUUCAUCUACCUGUCCUACAAAUACACAGCACCCAGGCUGCUCAUCUUCAGUCUGGUCGGGGUCAUACUUGUGCAGUGCCUGUUGUUGAUCUUCUUCACCAGCGGCGUGUUUCUCUUCAUCGGUACCUGCAUUUUGGGACUGUGCAUCAGCAGCGUGUUCCCAUCCAUGCUUGCCUUUACAGAGGACAUGCUAGACUACAAAGGCUGUGCUACAACUGUCCUGGUGACGAGUGCCAGCACAGGAGAGAUGAUGCUGCAGCUGCUUGUUGGAUCGGUGAUCCACAGUGGGGGCAGUUACACCUUCAUGUUGUGUUGUACAAUAUCGUCAUUCAUUGGCCUCUGCCUCUUCCUGCUGCUCCUCUAUGUCAGGCACAGACACAGAAACUGCAGCGCAGAUUCAUCUCAAAACCCAGACAUGACAGAGAGGCCAGAGUCAAAAUGUUCUUGAUGAGGGGUCCCCGAGAGACUGAGGGGGGAUUCCAGAGGACACACAUGGCCAUCGGCGAUGGAAAGGGAGCAUGAGAAGAGCCAUCUCUGGAUGUUUCCACUCCAGGAGCUUCAUCUCAGCCUCCUCUGAACAUUUUUUUUAAUCUAAAGAAAUGAACUUCAAGCCUGACGAUCAAUUUUGUACACAACCCUUGUGCCCCUCACCACUUUUUGCUUGUAUUCCUUUUUUGAUGGUUUUGGCUAUGGUAAUGCACAUGGCAUGAUUUGUCAAGGGGGAAUUUGGGAUUCUGGAAGGUCAGCCUUGGCUCCUUUCAUUAGUUUAUAUUAAAGUAUUCCCUGAAAUAAAGACUCUUAAGCAUUUUUAGGAGAAAAUGUCCCCAUUGGAAGCAUAACAAACAUGUUUGAUGCCAUGGCGAUUGAAGCAUAAAAUCAUGCAUUUGAUUUGAUCACGCUUUCAAUCUAGAGCCCUGCCUUCAACAUUUGAGGUUUUAUUGUUUUCCAAGUGUUGUUGCUAAUCAUUAACAUAUCCCAGACUGUGCACAGAAUAUAUACACACACAUAUUUAUACAUAUAUACUUAUACAUGUGUGUGUAUACGGUAAAAAAUCUAAUGUUUGAGUUGCUAUUCUUUUCUUUCCUUUUUAAGUGUCAUUAUGCACAGAAAGUCAUUUAAAAAGGUUAAAUGUAUAUUUGGUUGUGAUAAUUAGGAGUGAUGUUGGUGAAAUGAACUGUGAAAGUGCAAAACAAUAUUAAUUUAUAAUAUGCGUCUUCUUGUCCUUGGGGCAUCAGAGCCAGCGAUCAUGUCUUGAAGAAAUAUAUUAAAUUAUAAAAGAAACUUCAAUGAU